This is a messenger RNA of Eruca vesicaria subsp. sativa (arugula), 1546 nucleotides long. The record is from the annotation of a GenBank genome assembly. NCBI's taxonomy places the organism in Eukaryota, Viridiplantae, Streptophyta, Magnoliopsida, Brassicales, Brassicaceae.
AAUUCCAAACCCUAAUUUUCUCGUGACACUACCUCCUUUCCUCUUCUUCUUCUUCACCGGUAGGGAUUCAACCGGUGUUCGAAUCUCGGGCUCUUCAUUUCGGGCGUCAGAUAGCCUAAGUAAUGGAUUCAGAUCAAGGAAAGCUCUUUAUCGGCGGGAUUUCGUGGGAAACAGACGAGAAUCUCCUAAGAGAAUACUUCAGCAAUUUCGGAGAGGUUUUGCAGGUUACUGUCAUGCGAGAUAAAGCUACAGGUCGUCCCAGAGGAUUCGGCUUCGUCGCGUUCUCCGAUCCCGCCGUUAUCGAUAGAGUUCUUCAGGACAAGCACCAUAUCGAUAAUAGAGAUGUUGAUGUGAAGAGAGCAAUGUCUAGAGACGAGCAGAGUCCUGGUGGGAGACAAGGGAGUUUUAAUGGUAAUAGGAGUUUUGAUAGUGGAGCUAACGUGAGGACUAAGAAGAUAUUUGUUGGUGGUUUGCCUCCUGCUUUAACGUCAGAUGAGUUUAGGGCUUACUUCGAGACUUACGGCCCUGUGAGUGAUGCAGUCAUUAUGAUUGACCAGGCUACACAACGUCCUAGAGGGUUUGGGUUUGUUUCAUUCGACUCUGAAGAUUCGGUUGACCUUGUUUUACACAAGACUUACCACGAUUUGAGCGGUAAACAAGUGGAAGUUAAGAGAGCUCUUCCUAAAGAUGCUAAUCCUGGAUUAACCGGAGGUGGUGGUCGCGGUAGUAGUGGUUUCCCGGGAUAUGGUGGUUCUGGUGGAGGUGGUGGGUAUGAGGGUCGUGUUGAUUCCAAUAGAUAUAUGCAGCCUCAAAACACUGGAAGUGGUUAUCCUCCUUACGGUGCUUCUGGAUAUGGUACUGGUUAUGGUUAUGGAAGCAACGGUGGAGGUUAUGGAGGUUUUGGAGGGUAUGGGAAUCCAUCUGGUGCGGCUUAUGGGAAUCCUGGUGGCCCUGGAGCUGGGUUUGGAAGUGGUCCGAGACCUUCAUGGGAAGGUCAAGGAGCACCAUCAGGUUACGGUAACAACGUGGGAUAUGGAAAUGCUGCUCCUUGGGGCGGGUCUGGUCCAGGUUCAGCAGUAAUGGGUCAAGGAGGUGCAGCUGCUGGUUAUGGCAGUCAGGGAUAUGGCUACGGUGGAAAUGAGUCCUCUUAUGGAACUCAAUCUGGUUAUGGUGCAGUCGGUGGGCGGCCUAACAGCCAUGGCGUUGGUGGUUAUGCUGAUGUUUCAGAUGGGUCUGGAGGAUAUGGGAAUCCCCUAGGGAAUGGGCAAGCUGGAUAUGGCGGAGGUUAUGGUAGACAAGCUCAACAACAGUGAUUGGUGGAAUCAAGACUACUACAAUGAUGGUGGUUUUGUUUCCUGACCUUUGAAACAUCCUCUCUCCGCUGUACUGCUGCGGUUUAGCAAGGAGGUCGACAUGCGCUGGAUUAUCUAUUUUGUUAGUUUCUUAAUAAGUUGUUUUCAGUAUUUCCUAUGAAGUUGUAGUUUUUGAAGUUUGCGUGCUUAUUUAUUAUUUGUGUGUUUAACAAUAACUCCUCCAUAUUAUCAUU